GUCCCAGGCGGGUUGGUAUCUUUCAGAUGAAGGCAUUGAAGCUUGCACAAGUUCUCCUGACAAAGUCAAUGUAAAUGACAUCAUCCUGAUUGCUCUCAAUACAGACUUAAGAACAAUUGGCAAGAAAUUCCUCCCCAGUGACAUCAAUGGUGGAAAGGUAGAAAAGCUUGAAGGUCCAUGUGUUUUGCAAAUUCAAAAAAUUCGCAAUGUUGCUGCACCAAAGGACAACGAAGAAUCUCAGGCUGCACCAAGAAUGCUGCGUUUGCAGAUGACUGAUGGGCAUAUAAGUUGCACAGCUGUGGAAUUUAGUUAUAUGUCAAAAAUAAGCCUGAACACACCACCUGGAACUAAAGUGAAGCUCUCAGGCAUUGUGGAUAUAAAAAAUGGAUUCCUGCUCUUGAAUGACUCUAACACCACAGUUCUUGGUGGUGAAGUAGAACACCUUAUUGAGAAAUGGGAGUUACAAAGAAGCUUGUCAAAACACAGUAGAAGUAAUAUUGGAACUGAAGGUGGACCACCUCCUUUUGUGCCUUUUGGACAGAAGUGCAUAUCUCAUGUCCAAGUGGAUAGUAGAGAACUUGACCGAAGAAAGACAUUGCAAGUUACAAUGCCUGUCAAACCGACAAAUGAUAAUGAUGAAUUUGAAAAGCAAAGGACUGCUGCUAUUGCGGAAGUUGCAAAGAGCAAAGAAACCAAGACAUUUGGAGGAGGUGGUGGUGGUGCUAGAAGUAAUCUCAACAUGAGUGCUGCUGGUAACCGAAAUAGAGAAAUUUUACAGAAAGAAAAGUCAACCAAAUCUGAGGGGAAACAUGAAGGUGUCUAUAGAGAACUGGUUGAUGAGAAGGCACUGAAACACAUAACAGAAAUGGGCUUCAGUAAAGAAGCAUCGAGGCAAGCUCUUAUGGAUCAUGGCAACAACUUAGAAGCAGCACUGAAUGUACUUCUUAACAGCAAUAAACACAAACCUGUUACAGGACCACCUCUGAGAGGUAAAGGAAAAGGAAGGGGGCGAAUAAGAUCUGAAGAAGAAGAGGAACUGGGAAAUGCAAGACCUUCAGCACCAAGCACACUAUUUGAUUUCCUGGAGUCUAAAAUGGGGACAUUGAGUGUGGAAGAACCUAAAUCACAGCUGCAGCAGCUUCAUCAGGGACAACACAGAUUGUCAAAUACUGAGCAAAAUGGAAUAAAAGAUAAUAAUCAACCAAGAUAUGUUCCUCGAAAUGAUACCAGACAGCCAAGAAAUGAGAAACCUCCUCGUUUUCAAAGAGACACCCAAAAUUCAAAGUCCGUUUUAGAAGGCAGUGGAUUACCUAGAAACAGAGGUUCUGAAAGACCAAGUACUUCUUUGGGAUCUGACGUGUGGGCUGAAGAGAGAAUCAAGUGUGAUAGACUCUAUUCUAGAUAUGACAGAACUAAAGAUACUUCAUACCCUUUAAGUUCUCAGCACAAUGAUGGUGCUUUUAAAAAAAGGGAUAACUCUAUGCAAAGCAGAUCAGGAAAAGGUCCGUCCUAUACAGAGGCAAAAGAAAAUCCACUUCCUCAAGAAUCCACUGAUUAUAAUAAUCAAAAACGUGGGAAAAGAGAAAACCAAACAGCAAAUCCUGAUCAUUUUUAUGACAGGAAACCACGAACAAUAAAUAAUGAAACUUUCAGUGGUGUAAAAAUUGAAAAACAUUUCAAUGUAAAUACUGAUUUCCAGAAUCCUGUCCGAACUAAUAGUUUCAUUGGUGUUCCAAAUGGAGAGACAGACAUGCCACUGAAGGGCAGGCGAGUAGGACCUAUUAAGCCAGCAGGACCCAUCACAGCUACACCCUAUGAUGAUAAAGUAUUUUACAAUAGUGGGCCCAAAAGAAGAUCUGGGCCAAUUAAACCAGAAAAAAUACUAGAAUCAUCUAUUCCUAUGGAGUAUGCAAAAUUGUGGAAACCUGGAGAUGAAUGUUUUGCACUUUAUUGGGAAGACAACAAGUUUUACCGAGCAGAAGUUGAAGCUCUCCAUUCUUCAGGUAUGACAGCAGUUGUUAAAUUCAUUGAUUAUGGAAACUAUGAAGAGGUGCUACUAAGCAACAUCAGGCCCAUUCAGACAGAGGCAUGGGAGGAAGAAGGCACCUAUGACCAAACACUUGAGUUCCGUAGAGGAGGUGAUGGCCAGCCAAGAAGAUCCACUCGGCCCACGCAGCAGUUUUACCAACCUCCCCGGGCCCGGAACUAAUAUGAGAAGAACCUUUGUGAAGAAAGGAGCCAUUGACUGAAACAUCCUGGUCAAGACCUGUUGAUAGACCUCCUACUUUCUCUUCAGAAUAAGGUGCAGCCGUGAUGAAUAUUAUUAUUGGAGAAUGGAAAAGCAGAUUUUAGAGGGGAAACAAUCCAGCUCAUACAAAGAAUGGGAAA
This is a messenger RNA of Neomonachus schauinslandi (Hawaiian monk seal), 2388 nucleotides long. It is a transcript of the gene TDRD3, whose product is annotated as tudor domain containing 3. Gene Ontology annotation, cellular component: nucleus. Lineage: Eukaryota; Metazoa; Chordata; Mammalia; Carnivora; Phocidae. Gene Ontology annotation, molecular function: protein binding. The transcript has 14 exons. The record is from RefSeq and is a predicted model, not a curated record. Bases 254 to 2209 code for a protein of 651 amino acids.